AUGUGCGCUGUGUCUUUGCAGACUCUAGCCGUCACCGCUGUGAACAGAUAUUUCCGAGUUGUUCGUUCCCGCUGGUUGUAUCAGAAAAUUUUCAAUAUGAAGACAACAAAAAUAACAAUUGCAAUUCUGUGGAUCAUGGCUCUCUUUUCGCCUCUUCCGUAUGUUGUUGCUGGCCACGAGUUUUUCUUUCACACUGGAAAAGUCUUUUGCACUCAUAACGCGGAAUCGUUGCAUGAAGGCUACGGAGCUUAUUUGGUUCUCGUUUAUAUAGCCAUUCCUUUAAUUAUCAUUUUAACUUGUUAUACAAGAGUUUUCAUCGCAGUGCGGAAACACAACUUAAACUUUCGCCCCCGAAUUCGCUUUAAUGGCAAGAGCGGCAGGAACUCCUCGAACAACAGCUGCCUUUCGGUUGAAGAAGUAAAUGUCACAUAUAUUCUGCUGGUUGUUGUCAUAGGUUUUCUAACCUGCUGGGCACCUGUUUUAGUCAUUGAUAUGAUCGAUUUUGUAAACGGAGAUUGGAAGCUCAAGCGACCAGUCUAUGUGAGCUACACCUGUCUCGGCUUGGGCAGCACUUCACUCAACCCCAUCAUAUACGGAGUCAUGAAUCGAACCUUCCGCUCGGAAUACUUGAAGAUUUUGGCGGUUUUUAAAAGUUGGAAUUUUAGUAAAAAGCCAACAAAUUCGGACUAUGGAAAUGAGCCAGUGCGAGCAGAUAAUGGUCCUAAAAAUAACAACACAACUCAACUUUAGAGAAAGACUGCCUUUACUUAUUUUAAUCAGGUCGAGCGUGAGAAUCGAAAAGUAUAUCAGACCUUCCUGUAUUAUCAUCUAUUAAUAACUCCAGUCUAGUCUGAGGAAAAAUUAGCAAACCAAAGCGCAAUAUAGUAGACUAAUAUUAUUCUUGAUCGCAAUAUUCACAGUGGUGCAGGAAGUUCCUUUUCGAAAGAAGUAUAUGCACUGCUUCAUCCUGUUGAAACGGCUGGCUGGUACUUCCCAAAAAGAGUCUCUCAUUUUUGGUUGGUUUGAAGCCUUUGAUAAGCCUCCUCCAUCCCCCUCCUCACUAGUGAACUUACACAUUAUAUUAGGACAGUAGAGGAAAGAAAACGGAAAACCUUGUGUAACACUCUAACAAAAAUUCAGUGUUUGAAAAAUAUUCCCUAAACUUUACCUUCCUUCAAACAGAUCUUUUUUUCCAAAGACCAGAACACGGUAAUGUUAAGUAAUUAUAUCACGACAAAACACGCAAGUAAUAGCCCUAUCGCGUUUGUCACACCCAAACGUUGCCGUUCUCUUCUUUCUGCCGUCAUUGGGGUAAGCUUACUUAGUAAAUCCAACGGCCCUGCUCCCUAUACCGUAACGGAUGGUACCACGAUCUGGGCAAUCUAUCGUGUACCAAACGCCAGUAGCACUGACAAGCCAUAAUUAACCGUUAUUCCUCUACCGCGGAGGAGCUGUCUAUCGUUGAAAUCAUUACCAAUUUAAGUUGGGAGCCUUUGACCAAGCGUAGAGAAGCCCACGUCGUUUUCCUUGUUAAAAAAAACUAUGCAUCAAAAACGGUAUGCCUAGUUAUCUCCAGAAUUACUUUGAACUACGCAACUUAAAUUUUCGGGCUACAACACAACGGCCUCGCACCGAAUUAUUUGUCCUCGAAAUUCAUUCAGCGGAGUAAUGUGGUUACUUCUUACAAUUUGCGUGAUUCUGAUAAUAAGCUUGCAAUACCAUUGCCACGUACUAACCAUUGCAAAAAUAGCUUUGCCUUUAGUGGUGCAGUCCUCUGGAAGAGUCUACCCUCAACUGUUAGGCAAGCAACAUCUCUGACUAAUUUCCGACGAUUCUUAAUUAAUUCCGACACGGCAUUCAUGUAAAACAGGCUUUAAUUUAGUUUACUUUUCUUUAAUAGUUAGCAAUAUUUCAAAUUACAGAAGAUUAAUCUGUAUACAUAGUUUCGUAUUAAGUUGUAGCUUUAUAUUGAAUUGUUAACGCCUGAUGUAUUUACCGUGUUUUUUAAAUAAAGAUGAUGAUGAUGAUGAUGAUGAUGAGGAGGAGGUAUAAAAUAAUAUUGUUCUGGAAAAAGUGAAUCUUAAGUGUACAUAGCAAUCUUUCUUUUGCAAAGGAGCUCGGUUUUUAAUAUUAACUAAUCUU
Messenger RNA from Porites evermanni, 2142 nucleotides. NCBI's taxonomy places the organism in Eukaryota, Metazoa, Cnidaria, Anthozoa, Scleractinia, Poritidae. The record is from the annotation of a GenBank genome assembly.